Messenger RNA from Nilaparvata lugens (brown planthopper), 928 nucleotides. RefSeq lists its product as uncharacterized. The transcript is spliced from 4 exons. The record is from RefSeq and is a predicted model, not a curated record. Bases 311 to 916 code for a protein of 201 amino acids. Lineage: Eukaryota; Metazoa; Arthropoda; Insecta; Hemiptera; Delphacidae.
GACUGAAUUUGAGAUAAUGAAUACAUAGAAAACUAUGAUAAACAAACCACCACUGAUAAUGUCUUGGAAGUUGAAAAAUUCUUAAUGAGGAAAUAAAGUUUUUGAUUGAAAUUGGGAAAUUCAAGUAGGUUACUACAGAGGCAACAGGCAAGUGACUUAUAACAUAGCGUUUGUUUUAUAACACUACCUAUUCCACAGUACUUUUCAAAACGCAUAACAGUUACAAAGCAUUCCAUCUCGUUCCACACAUUCAUAAGAACAAGUCUGAAUCGAAACAAGUGACUGAGGAGAAACAAAUUUUUGUCCAAAAAUGGAAGAAGAAUAUCAGUCGACAUCUGACGCUGAAAAUGCCGACUUUACAACUGAUGAUACCGAUAAUGAGGAGGAUGUGAUAUCAAAUGCUGACAAAUCGACAACAGCUAUGGAUGGUAAGGACCGAGUGAGCAAAUCAAAGACGAAAAGAAAGAAGAGGAAGAUGAGGAGAAGAGGGGGAAAGAAUGGCAAAAAAGCAAAAAUGGCAGAUGAUGAUGAAGAAGGUGCAUGCCCAAAUGGAUAUUGUCCAUGUCCACAUUUGCACUUCAAGGCAAAUGUUAUCGAGAGGGAAGUUCUGACAAGGGAGCAGCAUAUGAUGUUACUAUCGACUCCAAGGGGAUACCGCUGGGAACCUGAUCGCGCCGCACGGUAUUGCACUAAGAGGUCAAGAAGAAAAAGAGUGGGCUGCUCGGGAGAUGCUGACGCUAAAAACGCAAGUAAAUCGGACCGUCGCUGUAUUAAGCCGGCAGAGAAGCAUAUCGGACCGGACGACCAACGUUAUGUCGGCCGAUUUCUCGGUGAAGUUUGGAAUUACCUGCCUCCCGAUAUGGUGGACAACCUGAAGAAAUUGCUCGUUGAAGAGUUUGGCAUGAGUGAACAGUAAGUGACAUCGAAC